AUGGAGUCGGGAAAUAGUGCAGUUGCAGAUGAAUCUAAGGACGCUUUUAGUUACAUAAAUGAACGCCCAGUGGAUGAUAUAUCAUUAGAAUUUUUUUAUAAACCACAUACAAUAACCCUUUUAGCAGUAUCAAUUGCUGCAGUCAUUUAUACUGCUUUUGUGAGAGACGAAAGCAGGAUCCAAGAUAAUAUUUGGUCUGGAAUAUGUUGUGUCAUUUUCUUUUUCUUAAUAGUGUCAGUACUUACAUUUCCUAAUGGACCCUUUACUAGACCACACCCAGCAGUAUGGAGAAUAGUAUUUGGCAUGUCGGUACUUUACUUACUCGCUUUGUUGUUUCUUUUAUUUCAAAGUUAUUCUACUGUUUAUGAAAUUAUGUAUUGGAUUGAUCCAAACUUACGUAAUUUUCAUAUAGAUAUGGAUAAGGAAUAUGCUGUUAAUUGCUCAGACUUAAGCUUGUCCCGUAUUUGGUCACAUGUUGAUGUAUUUGCUUGGGGUCACUUUUUAGGAUGGAUGUUUAAGGCUAUUCUUUUUAGACACACUGGCUUACUUUGGGCUAUAUCUAUUAUGUGGGAAAUAACUGAAAUAGCAUUUGCACAUUUACUUCCAAAUUUCUUAGAAUGCUGGUGGGAUUCUAUUAUACUGGAUGUUUUGGUUUGUAACGGGUUAGGCAUAUGGUGUGGUCUUAAAAUUUGUAAAGCAUUAGAAAUGAGAGAAUACAAGUGGGUCAGCAUUAGGGAUAUAUCAUCGACAACUGGCAAGAUAAAAAGGGCCAUACUGCAAUUUACACCAGUUUAUUGGACUCCAGUGCGUUGGUUGGAUCCAACAUGCACCUACAUGAGAUUUUUUGCACUUAGUCAACUUGUGGUGUUUUGGCAAAUUUCCGAGUUAAAUACAUUUUUUUUAAAACACAUAUUCGAAAUGCCGCCAUCACAUCCAUUGGUUAUAGCUAGACUAUGUUUAAUUGGGGUAAUUGUUGCUCCAUCAGUAAGGCAGUAUUAUACCUAUGUCACGGAUCCGAGGUGCAAGAGAGUCGGAACCCAAUGCUGGGUUUAUGGAGCUAUCAUGGUCACUGAAUCAAUGCUGUGUAUAAAGAAUGGCAAAGAAUUAUUUGGACAAGCACAAAUGUGCAAUGUGAUUGUAUGGCUAGUCUUACAAAUUCUAGUCUCAGUAGGUUGUGUAUAUGGAGUUGUACUGUAUCACCGAUAUUUUGAGCCGAAUAGAGAAGCUGCUAUUGACAGUCCUAAGAAGGAAAAGUAAACAUCUAUCAUUUGGUCAGGUGUUCGCCAGAAGAUACAAAUAUAGCAGUGUUAUAAUGCUAAAGCUAUUUAUGUUACAAUAAUUAUGCCACACCAAAUACUAUUUUUAGCUUGAACUAGUUACCUCGUUUUUUGUGGACUUAGUAGGUUAAAUAAAAAAGUGAUGUUUUGCUCAUUAAUGCUGUUUUGUAUGUUGUUUUUCAAUAUAAAAAUAGGUAAUUGAAUCUUCCACAUGAUAAUAAUAUAAAAAUGUGAGUUAUGUAGAUAAUUUUCAUAAUUAUAGAAUAUAUCCCUAGAUCCGG
Melitaea cinxia (Glanville fritillary) is the source of this 1558-nucleotide messenger RNA. It is a transcript of the gene l(3)77CDf, whose product is annotated as phosphatidylserine synthase. The record is from RefSeq and is a predicted model, not a curated record. Bases 1 to 1257 code for a protein of 418 amino acids. Gene Ontology annotation, biological process: phosphatidylserine biosynthetic process. The transcript is spliced from 7 exons. Gene Ontology annotation, molecular function: L-serine-phosphatidylethanolamine phosphatidyltransferase activity. Lineage: Eukaryota; Metazoa; Arthropoda; Insecta; Lepidoptera; Nymphalidae.